UUCCCUGGUUUCAACUGCAACAACAGGAAGCCACUCUCUCUCUCUCUCUCGUUCCCUGUUCCUCUAUGCUAUGGAAAUCUUCGAGUUCGAGACUGUCUCUGCAAAACCCUAGAACCUUUCGUUGUAUCUCGCUGUAUCCAUGAUAAAGAUCCAGUCUUUUUCUGUCUAAAAGCAUCUCCUUCUUUGUCUCUCUCUCUAGAGAACCCCAAGAAAUGGCUUCUGUCGUCCCAUUUCUAGACCUGAAUCUCUUCCCGGAUCCGCCGGCAGCAACCGGGGCGACCAGCAGUGCUGGGUUGUUAAUUCCUAAAUUGGAGCCAAAGGUGGAGCCCCUUGAUGAGCCAACCCCUGCGCAAACCCAACCUCACCAACCUAAUUCUUCGAGCCCUAACCCUAGGCUUUGUUUCAAUUCUCUGCCGGAUUCUUUUUUCAGUGAAUUGAACUCCAACUCCGCCGAUUCGGUCCAAGGUACGGACAAUUCGCCGGACGGGAAAAAUGUCUACUCGGAGUUCCACCGGAUUUCGGAGCUUUUCCGAACCGCGUUCGCCAAGCCAAUGCAAAAGCAGGAGAGGGUUGAGGUCGCGGUUCCGGAUCCGGAUUCGAAGGCGAUCGUUCCGGUGCCGGAUGAGAACACUACGUCGGCGGCCGUCGUGCCGGCGAGACGAAAGUGUAAGCCGCGGUCGUCGGAGUUGGUUAGGGUUAUGAAUAUGGGAGCCGACGACCAUAGAUACUUCAGGGAUGUAGUGAGGAAGACGAGAAUGGUAUACAAUUCACUCCGUGUUUUUGCGGUGGCAGAGGAGGAGAAGCGGUUCGGGAGGCGGUGUCGAGCUGAUCUAAAGGCGGCGGCAGUGAUAAGGAACGGGGGCUUGUGGUUGAAUCGCGAUAGGCGGAUUGUGGGUUCAAUUCCAGGUGUUUUUGUCGGGGACUUGUUCUUCUUUAGAAUGGAAUUGUGCGUGGUUGGCUUGCACGGCCAAGCUCAGGCUGGAAUUGACUACCUUGGGGCGACCCAUAGCUCAAACGGCGAACCAAUAGCGACCAGCAUAAUCGUGUCUGGUGGAUACGAAGACGACGAUGAUCAGGGUGAUGUUCUUAUAUAUACUGGCCAUGGCGGGCAAGACAAGAACUCCAGGCAAUGUGUUCAUCAGAAACUGGAAGGUGGAAACCUGGCAUUAGAGCGAAGCAUGCAUUAUGGCAUUGAGGUGAGGGUGAUUCGCGGGUUUAAAUAUCAAGGAAGCGCCAGUGGUAAGGUUUAUGUCUAUGAUGGGUUAUAUAGAGUUAUUGAUUCAUGGUUUGAUGUGGGUAAGUCUGGUUUUGGAGUAUACAAGUACAAGCUUAUUAGAAUUGAGAAUCAACCACUAAUGGGCAGUGUUACUCUGAAGUUUGCUUUGACCCUUAGGACCACACCAUUAUCAGUCAGACCAUUGGGUUAUGCGAGUCUGGAUAUUUCGAUGAAGAAAGAAAAUAUCCCAGUUUUUUUAUUCAAUGAUAUAGAUGCUAACCAUGAGCCAAUGUAUUAUCAGUAUAUUGUUACGGCUAUAUUUCCACCUUUUGCCUAUCAUGAGGAAAAUAAAGGUUGUGAUUGUGUUGCUGGGUGCAUGGAUGAUUGCCCCUGUGCUAGGAAAAAUGGGGGUGAGUUUGCUUAUGAUCAAAAUGGUAUUCUUGUAAGGGGCAAGCCAGUAAUAUUUGAGUGCGGGACCCAUUGCCGUUGCCUCGCUAGCUGCCGAAAUCGUGUUAGCCAAAAGGGGGUGAGGAAUAGAUUAGAAGUGUUUAGGUCAAAUGAAACCGGAUGGGGAGUGAGAUCGCUAGACUUGAUUCAAGCAGGUGCUUUUAUUUGCGAGUAUGCUGGAGUUGUUUUAACUAAGGAGCAAGCCCAGAUUUUUGCAAUGAAUGGAGAUAGUUUGGUGUAUCCGAGUCGGUUUGCUGAAACUGAAAGAUGGGCUGAAUGGGGGGAUCUGUCACCAAUAUUUACUGAUUAUGUCCGUCCAGCAUAUCCAUCAAUUCCUUCAUUGGGUUUUGCUAUGGAUGUAUCAAGAAUGAGGAACGUUGCUUGCUACAUGAGCCACAGUUCAAGUCCUAAUGUUAUGGUGCAAUUUGUGCUCUACGACCACAAUAAUUUGUUGUACCCACACCUUAUGCUAUUUGCAAUGGAGAAUAUUCCGCCUUUGAGAGAGCUUAGUCUUGAUUAUGGAAUGGCAGAUGAAUGGACAGGAAAGCUUCGUAUUUGUGCUUAGCUAAAUUUUGAGUAGGUUCUGUUUUCAACUGAGGUGCAGGUCAGUGUUUUGGGGUGCCAUAUACUCAAGGUGGAAAGUGGACACUCUAAAGCAACAUAUUUUGUGGACCCAAGUUGUCAGUAUCUAAUCCUUGGCAAAUGCAAGAUCCGGUAUCAGAUUAUUAACAAGCUUUUAUACUUGCUCUCUGUUGCUGUGGCCUUGUCAUUUCAUGGUCAUAGAUCCUAACACUAAAGGUUCCAAAUGUUCAAGGGCAUGAUAAAAAGAUGAUUAUUGGACUGAGAGGAACUUACAAAGCUGCUGCUGAAGUGAUUUUGUGCAUCUAUCUCUCGCCAUGUUUUAGAUAGAAACUUUGAAUGCACAAAUAUUACCAGAUAUUAUAUGGACUCUUAUACAUGAUCCGUAUAUAUGAAAUAAAUCCAGUUUAUAUAGUGUUUGUAUAGGGACUGAACUGUAGCAUAACUGCAUCUGCAGAUGGUUGAAUGUAAUAUAGUUUAUAUGCUUUCAUCA
Molecule: messenger RNA, 2735 nt
Organism: Diospyros lotus (date-plum)
Lineage: Eukaryota; Viridiplantae; Streptophyta; Magnoliopsida; Ericales; Ebenaceae
Product: histone-lysine N-methyltransferase family member SUVH9-like
Cellular component (GO): nucleus
Molecular function (GO): histone methyltransferase activity; zinc ion binding; protein binding
Source: RefSeq, a predicted model, not a curated record